Molecule: messenger RNA, 1245 nt
Organism: Malania oleifera
Lineage: Eukaryota; Viridiplantae; Streptophyta; Magnoliopsida; Santalales; Ximeniaceae
Product: COBRA-like protein 6
Exons: 5
Coding region: 16-1245 (409 amino acids)
Biological process (GO): cellulose microfibril organization; plant-type cell wall cellulose biosynthetic process
Cellular component (GO): plasma membrane
Source: RefSeq, a predicted model, not a curated record
AUUAAAUGGGAUGUCAUGCAAUCCAACUCUAAAACAUAUGAUGUUAAGGUAUCCAUUUUUAACUAUCAGCUGUUUAGGCAUAUUGAGAGGCCUGGCUGGAGGCUCGGUUGGACAUGGCCAGGGCAUGAGGUGAUAUGGAACAUGUGGGGAGCUGAGGCCACAGAGCAGGGCAACUGUUCUUUGCACAAGGGACAAGCACUUCCUCACUCUUGUGAGAGGAACCCUAUCAUUGUUGAUCUCCUCCCUGGAACCCCUUACAAUUUGCAAGUCUCCAAUUGUUGCAAGGGAGGAGUGCUAUCCUCCAUGAACCAAGACCCUUCUAAGUAUACUGCUGCUUUUCAAAUGAGUGUUGGAGCUUCCCCCAAUAACAAUGGUGAUGAUUAUAAUGAGAAUAAUGAUAAUUCAGGAAUCGUAAAGCCAGUGAAUUUCAGUCUUGGCCUUCCUGGUUAUACAUGUGGAGACCCAUUUGUCGUUCCGCCCAGCAAGUUUUCUGUGGAUGGAGGCCGUCGAUGGACACAAGCUCUGAUGACGUGGAAUGUGACUUGCUCAUAUUCCCAAUUCCGGGCAUCUCCUGCCCCAACUUGUUGUGUUUCGCUGUCUGCGUUCUACAACGAUACCAUUGUUCCAUGCCCCCAAUGCAGCUGUGGUUGCCAGGGACAGCCUGCGGGAGCAAAAUGUGUAAAGCCUGGCGAACCCCCACCAAUGUUGCAGCUACCACAUAAUGAAGAAGAAGUUCCACCGCCAUUAGUAAGUUGUUCCUCACACAUGUGCCCCAUUCGAGUGCAUUGGCAUGUGAAGCUAAGCUACACGGAGUAUUGGCGGGUUAAGAUCACAGUCACAAAUCUAAAUUUUGUCAAAAACUAUAGUGACUGGACCUUGGUGGUGCUGCACCCCAACUUGCAGAAUGUGACACAAGUUUUCAGCUUCAACUACAAGCCACUUAAUCAGUAUGGUUAUAUCAAUGACACUGGGAUGUUUUGGGGAGUUCGAUACUACAACAACAUGCUGCUGCAAUCAGGCAAAAGUGGGAAUGUGCAAACUGAGAUGCUACUGCACAAAGAUCCUGAAAUUUUCACUUUCAGGGAAGGAUGGGCUUUCCCAAGAAAGAUUUCUUUUAAUGGCGAUGAAUGUGUCAUGCCCUCUCCUGAUCAGUACCCAAGGCUCCCCAACAGCAGCCAGUUCAGUGCUCAAGCAAGGCCAUGGAUUGCUUUUCUCACACUUUUAUUACUAGCAGCCAUACUUUAG